AUGGACAUAACUCGUACGAGCAAAAAACGCGUCCUUCAAAUGGAGCGUGUUUUGAAGGCUGUACCGGCGGAUUUAAGAGUAAAAAUGGAGGCUCUUGUGCACGAUUUGACUUUGGCACUAGAGGAGAGCAGCAAUAGUGCAAAUCUCAGACGUAGAUGGGGCAUCAGAAGAAGAGCACGAUCCACAGGGAAUAUUCCGGCCUUGAGCAUGAACAAACAUUCAGACGACAGCUCAUCUUCCAUCUGUGACAUUCGCAUUCCAAAAACUGCUAAUGUUUCGAAAUACCAGUCCGACAGCGACGACACGAAUCAAACGAAGCGUUUUGCGCGUUUCUCAAAUUUAAAUAACGCCAGCAACAUCGAGAGCGACUCGGUGAAUGAAAAUUUCGUGCCAAGGGCAAACACGAGACGCAAGAGGAAAUUCAAGAGAAUGUCAGUUGAUUCCGACUCCAACGCAUCUACUUCUCAGGCGGUCACUAUUAUGUCGACUACGUUUGGCGGAAAGAAACGUAUUUUUCGAAGCGAUGGUAAAAACAGAUACAGCGCCAUAUGGUGUGGCAAGAGGAAGAGGUCAUGUAGAGAGCGUUCGAUAGAUUGCGAGAUGAGAGUAUCUAAGCCGACGAGAAAUGCGAAAUCAAAAAAUCGAGGUAAGAUGCAUGAUGAGGACACUGUUGAUUGUUCACGUAUAUCAAGCUCAAGUAUCUCGUCCAGCGAUUCGGAAGCAGGUCUAAUCACUAAUGACGAGGAUAGAGAAGGAGAUGACGAACAGUCGGAUUGGAUCGGAGAAUCGAGUUGGCGAGAGGAUGGGGAGAGCACAAGCGACGACAAGAUCACGUCAGAUUCGACUUUUCAAGUGAUAUUGCACGGGUACGAGCAUUCGGUAGCCGAGGCUAGAAGGAACUAUAGACAGAGAAUACAGCGUAUUCGCGAAGGUCUCAGUGGCAGAGAAAUCCGCGCCGGACGACGUCACGUCGACAACAAACCCGGUUACUCCAUCAUAACAUCCGCUAAUGAGAAGGUGUCGCGAUUUCUGCAAGAUCCUACUCAGAGCGAGUUAAAGUUGCAUCCCAUGCGACAACCAGAACGCGAGAAGCUGCGUCGACUCGCUAAUCUGUACAGUCUGAGCCUAAAAGGCGACCUGGGUUGCCCGAUUUUGUACAAAACGCGACAUACUACGCAAGCGGUGUGCGUAGAUCAGGUGUCAUUGAACAGAUUCUCAGACUACAAGAGACUACGCAAAACACCACCAAAUUCGCCAAAUCCAGACUCUACGAUGGAAACUCAGGAACCCGAAGUCGGCAGCGCAAGCUUCGAACCUCAGACCAUGAAUCAGACGCAGAGCACGGCGCCUGUGCAACAGCAGGCUAUACAGAUGCCGUUCUCAUCGUUCGAAUGGGAAACUGAAAGCAUGGACGUCGAGAUACACGGAAAACCAAAGUUUCUCGACUUCGGACACUCCAAGUCCAGUUAGAUGCAUUGAUAUAUUCAUUGUUAUACGGUUUUUUUUCGUAAUAAAUUAUUUAUACGCAAAGUGUGACGGGAUCAGUAGUGCGACAGAGAAAAAAGAAAAUGAUGAUUUACUGUAAUAGAUCUUCAUCAAGAUUAAGUACCUCGUAUAAAACGUUCUAUAACGCGCAUUUUUUGACUUAUUUUUGAUACAAGAGGUAAUUCGUAUUCUGUUAAUCGUGUUAUUAAUCCCAUCAUAUUCCUAUUGUGUCAUACACAUAUAUAUAGUUAUCUUCGUUUGUAUAGAUUUGUAAAAAUUGAUCAUGCGUUACUAUCUGUAAUAACGUACUGUAUAAGAAAGGAAGUUUCUGAUAUGAAAAUUGUAUAGCAACUUUAAAAUUGAGAUAUAUUUACAAUUAUUUGAAUUAUGUAUGAUAUAUUAUACACAUUGAGGACUAAUAUUUAUAUGUAAGAAUAUUAGAAAGAUUUUAAAACAAUUGUAACAUAAUAAACUAAUGAUGAGA
Molecule: messenger RNA, 1969 nt
Organism: Harpegnathos saltator (Jerdon's jumping ant)
Lineage: Eukaryota; Metazoa; Arthropoda; Insecta; Hymenoptera; Formicidae
Product: G patch domain-containing protein 2-like
Exons: 5
Coding region: 1-1470 (489 amino acids)
Source: RefSeq, a predicted model, not a curated record